Messenger RNA from Trematosphaeria pertusa, 1510 nucleotides. RefSeq names its product nucleotide-binding domain-containing protein. The transcript has 7 exons. Gene Ontology annotation, molecular function: oxidoreductase activity. NCBI's taxonomy places the organism in Eukaryota, Fungi, Ascomycota, Dothideomycetes, Pleosporales, Trematosphaeriaceae. The record is from RefSeq and is a predicted model, not a curated record. The annotation marks the transcript as partial. Gene Ontology annotation, cellular component: cytoplasm.
CAUGGUCCUGCCCGUUGCCAACCCCACCAAGUCGUACUGGAUCGAGGCCGCCAACUCGUCGCUGCGCAAUCAUCGCUCCAGUGACGGUCUGCCUGCGGAGACGGAUGUGGCUAUAAUCGGCAGUGGGUAUGCGGGUGCUGCCACAGCUUAUUGGAUGCACAGAUAUACCGAGAAGGCUCCGACGCAGCCUCACGUGACUAUUUUGGAAGCUAGAGAUGUCUGCGGCUCUGCCACGGGACGAAAUGGAGGACAAUUGCGACCACACGCCUACUCUCGCUAUUCGGUAUGGAGCGAACGCUUCGGACCCCAAGGCGCAAUGGACCUCAUCGCCCACGAAAUGGCACAUUUGUCUGCUUUUGAAGAGCUAGCGAAUGAAGAGGGUAUCGCCGAGGAAGUAUGUUUAAAGUUCGGCGAGACGUUCGAUGCGGCCAUGACACAGGAAGCCUGGACCCGGCUCAAGGGCGCAUACGAUGCUAUGCGGAGAGAUCACGGCGAAGAUCACAAGAUCGUUAAGCUGUGCAGAGUCGUUGAGGAUGCGCUUGAGGCGGAGGAGGUUUCGCAGAUGAAGGGUGCUAUCGCGGCGGUGCUGCAUCCUGCUGGACAAAUAUGGCCCUACAAAUUCGUACACGCCCUCCUCCGCAUCCUCCUCCAAAAAGGUCAUCUAAAUCUACAGUCACACACACCCGCAACACAUGUAUCAAAGCGCGAUGCCAACGGCUGGAUCACGGUAACGACGCCCCACGGAAAGAUACGUGCCAGAUCCGUAGUCCACACCACGAACCGCUGGGCCUCGCACCUCCUCCCCGAAUUCAGCAAGCUCAUCCUGCCUGAUCGUGGCGCCGUGGCCGCCAUCAAGGCGCCUGAAGGCUUCAUUAAGCGCACAGGCGCCCAGCACUGGGAUGCUGUCGUGAAUAAUUACCACCUCCAACUUCCCCCGCCCUACAAUACCAUCAUCAUCGGCGGCGCCCGGCAACUCCUCAUCCACCAGCCCGACUCAUGCCACCAAAACGACGCAGAAGACAAGCACAUCCCCGGCAUAGUCGAGUUCUUCAAGACGUGGCCCAAGUCGGAUAUCGUGGACUGGCAAGGCUCCAGUAAAGCCGAGCUCGGCCUAGCCGACGAGCAGGGCGGUUCUUGGUCAGGCGUGGAAAGUUCAAGCGCAGACGGGUUUCCAUUCGUAGGCUCUGUGCCCGAGAGGCAGGGUCACUUCAUUGCCGCUGGCUUUGCGGGACAUGGCAUGCCGCGCAUCCUCCUCUCAGCCGCACACAUCACGCCGCUCGUCCUUGGGUCCCUCAACAUCUCAUCCAGCAUACCCCCUCUUGCCACUUCAUUCCCAGCACUACCGAAGCCAUUCCACGCCACGAGGGAACGCAUCGAGAAGCUCCAGGAGACGGAUUUGGAGGCGCUGAGGGAGGCGUAUAGACAGAAGUGUAAGGACAGCGCGAAGAAGGAGUUUUGUAAUACGGCGAGGAGUUUAUGAGUAAGCGAGGCGAAGGUCUAGAGAGGGGAG